CUCUAUUCAUCUCUUGCUCACCACUUUUCUCCAAACUCUCUUUCUUUCUCUCCCUCUCUCUAGUUUCCUUGUUCUUUUGGAGUUCGAGCAAAAAUAUCAACCAUAAUUGCUUAGUAUUACUAUAUAACUACGUAAUCGUUGCUGACUUGCUUCUAUCCUUUGUUGCAUGGAUGGAUCCUCAACAGGAAAUCUCAAACGAGACUUUGGAAACCAUAUUGGUAAGCUCAACAAAAGGAAACAACAAUAACAAUAAGAAAAUGGAAGAAGAGAUGAAGAAGAAAGGAUCAAGAGGAGAAUUAGGAGGUGAAGCUCAAAGCUGUCCAAGAUGUGAAUCUCCAAACACAAAGUUUUGUUACUACAACAACUAUAGUCUCUCUCAACCUCGUUACUUCUGCAAAUCUUGUCGGAGAUAUUGGACUAAAGGCGGUACACUCCGUAACGUCCCCGUCGGUGGUGGUUGCCGUCGAAACAAACGAUCAUCAUCUUUCUCCAAGAACAACAACAAUAAGUCUAUUAAUUUCCAUAAUGAUCCUCUUCAUAAUAAUCCUUUGAUCACGGGAAUGCCACAAUCAUCUUUUGGUUACGACUCCAUUGAUCUCAACCUCGCUUUCGCUACUCUUCAAAAGCAUCAUUCAUCAUCUCAGGCUACUACGCCUUCUUUUGGUUUUGGAGGCGAUCUUUCUAUUUAUGGAAACUCAGCCAAUGAUGCAGGGAUCUUUGGAGGACAAAAUGGUAAUUUCAACCAUAGUUUGUGUUAUGGGUUUAUGUCCGGAAAUGGUAACAAUCAUCAAAGUGAUAUCAAGAUGGCUUCUACAUUGGGGAUUUCUUUGGAAGGAAACGAGAGAAAGCAAGAGAGCGUGGGCAAUAACAACAAUAUCUCAGAGAGUCCUAGCAAGGUCUUAUGGGGAUUUCCAUGGCAGAUGACCGGUGACUCUGCCGGAGUUGUACCGGAGAUUGAUCCCGGAAGGGAAAGCUGGAAUGGGUUGGCUUCAUCUUGGAAUAAUAAUGGUUUACUCAACGCUCCUUUGGUCUAGAAAGAUCAUUAAUAAAUAAAUAAUAUUACUCUAUAUUAAAGUUUAUCUCAUCACUUGUUUGUAUACCACUUUCACUAAUAUGGGGAUGUUUGGUUUUUCUUAUAAUUUCUAGGGUUUCCAUCUUUUUUUCGUUUCCCAAUUUUCUUGGUUGAGACAAAAGACCUUAGAAUUCUCUUCUUUCGAAAACAAAAAUAUUUUCUUCUUUUGUGUUUUAAUUUGUAAUUUAAUGGUGGAUGGGUUGGUUAAUUAUUUGUUACUCUGUAAUAUUUUCAUUAUCCGUU
Camelina sativa (false flax) is the source of this 1315-nucleotide messenger RNA. Its product is annotated as dof zinc finger protein DOF2.1. The record is from RefSeq and is a predicted model, not a curated record. Gene Ontology annotation, molecular function: DNA-binding transcription factor activity; DNA binding. Gene Ontology annotation, biological process: regulation of DNA-templated transcription. Lineage: Eukaryota; Viridiplantae; Streptophyta; Magnoliopsida; Brassicales; Brassicaceae.